Phlebotomus argentipes is the source of this 4599-nucleotide messenger RNA. It is a transcript of the gene gpp, whose product is annotated as histone-lysine N-methyltransferase, H3 lysine-79 specific. The coding region runs from base 167 to 4435 and encodes 1422 amino acids. Gene Ontology annotation, cellular component: nucleus. The record is from RefSeq and is a predicted model, not a curated record. The transcript is spliced from 5 exons. Gene Ontology annotation, molecular function: histone H3K79 methyltransferase activity. Gene Ontology annotation, biological process: DNA repair; DNA damage checkpoint signaling; regulation of transcription regulatory region DNA binding. NCBI's taxonomy places the organism in Eukaryota, Metazoa, Arthropoda, Insecta, Diptera, Psychodidae.
GCGCUGGAUCCGAGCGAGAAAAUAAAUGGCUGUCAAAAUGUUUUCUCCUCUGUAGCAUUUUGCCUAAGAUGGAAAAUAGGCUUAAAUAGUUCAAAAAUGUUGUGAAGUAGUGAAAUUAAGUGUAUUUAUCUGUUCAUCAAUCACUCAGACACACAUCAGGGGCGGAAUGCAGGACGUAAAGCUGAAAGGUGCAAUAGGUGGACAGGAGUUGAGGCGGAUGCUGUCGGGUGGCGAGAAGAGUCUCCUGCUGCAGAGUCCGAGUGGCGGGGAGCCGCUGGUGUACACGUGGCCUCUGCAAAUUGGCUCAGGAUCGGACAAGCACGAUUGUGGGAUUGACAUCAUCGAGACGAUCCGGUGGGUCUUCGAGGACAUCACGCAGUCCAAGGCGGCCCACGAGAGGAUCAACUUCGCCGAGGUGAAGACGACGUGCUAUGACUCCAUGACGAAACUGUGCGAGACGUACAAUCAGAUGAUCGGGCGGAUAAUCAGUGAGGAGAAGCUGGCCGGGACGUUCGAGCAGAGACUGAACAAGACACCAACGAAGGGGCUGCUGAAGCACAUCCUGCAGCAGGUGUACAAUGGCUCGGUGGAGGAUCCGGACAAGCUGAAUCAGUACGAGCCCUUCUCGCCGGAAGUGUACGGCGAGACGUCGUACGAUCUCGUGUGCCAGAUGAUCGACCAGAUCGACAUCUCGCCGGAGGACGUGUUCAUCGACCUGGGCUCGGGCGUGGGCCAGGUGGUGCUGCAGAUGGCCGCGGCCACGCACACGAAGAUCUGCCUGGGCAUCGAGCGGGCGGAGUUCCCGACGCGCUACGCCGAGAGCAUGGAUUACAACUUCAAGCUGUGGAUGCGAUGGUUCGGCAAGCGCUAUGGCGAGUAUCGGCUGAUCAAGGGUGACUUCCUGGCCGACGAGCAUCGCGAGAUGAUCAACUCGGCGACUGUGGUGUUUGUCAACAACUUCGCGUUCGGGCCUCACGUGGAUCAUCAGCUGAAGGAGCGAUUUGCCGACUUGAAGGACGGCGCACGGAUUGUUUCCUCGAAGAGCUUCUGUCCCAUCAACUUCCGCAUCACGGACAGGAAUCUGUCGGACAUCGGCACGAUUAUGCACGUGACUGAGAUGUCGCCGCUGCGAGGCAGUGUCUCGUGGACGGGAAAGCCCGUGUCGUACUAUCUGCACGUGAUUGAUCGCACGAAGCUGGAGAAGUACUUCCAGCGACUGAAGAAUCAGAAGACGACAGACACGGACUACGGCUUUCCGGCCGUGGGCGGAACGCGCACCAGCGCGCGUGACAAGGGCAAGAGGAACACGUCGAAGAUGCUGUAUGACUCGUCGUCAGACACAGACGCCGAAGUCACGGGCCCGACGACACGACGUGCGUGGAGUGACUGGUGCAGUUCGAAGGACAAGAGUAGUCAAUCGGAGGAGGAUAGCUACAAUUCCAGCUCACGCGGAGCGCCACAGAAGAAGCCACAGUCGCAGCAGCCGAAGAAGAGCAAGAAGAUUGUGCGGAAGAAGAAUGUGGCCAGCAGCAGCAGUUUGGAUACGCAAGCGAAGAAGCGUGGGCGCAUCCGGAAGGGGAAGCAGCGCAAGAAUCUGAAGAUUGUGGGCUUGGAUUUGCUGCACAGCAAGACACUGCUCAGCACGUCUGUCGAGGUGUUGGGGAAGAAGCUGCCGCCGGCGCCGGGGUGUGUUGAUCAGCAGCUGACGUCGCUGACUGGGAACAUGGAGCACAGCGAGCUGGAGAUCCCAACGGCGCCCGGAGAGACGCCAUAUGCGCUGCAGAUCUUACUGGACAUGUUCAGGAAUCAGUUCAUGCAAACGCUGGAGCAGAUGAGGACGCCCAGCUACAAGGAGAACAUCACGCAGCAGAUCGAGCGGGAGCGCGAGCGGAACAAGAAGCUGCUGAACAGGGCGAACCAGCUGGAGAAGCAGAUUCGGGUGCUGAUUGACGACAGUGUGGCGCUGCUGAAGGCGCGAAUGAAGGAGUUGGGCAUCAGCUCGUCCAGCCAGAAUGAUCUGCUGUCCAAGGCGAAGGAGAUUGUGGGGCGGCACAAGGAGCUGCAGGCCACGGCGACGCGUCUGCAGAAUCAGGUGAGCAGCAUUGAGAUGGAGCAGAAGAUGCUGGUGAUGGGGCGCGUGCGAAAGCUGGCGGAGAGUCACUACAAGACGGAGAUCAAGGAGAGUGACUUGACGCGCACGGUGAGCUAUGAUCUCGUGCUGAAGGAGAUCGACAACACGUUCGCGCAGCGCAAGCGGAUCUACAGUCAGGUGUCGACGAUGGAGGCGGAGAUCAGGCGACUGGAGAAGAGCAUGAGGCAGAAUAAGGAGUUGAUGUGUCAGAAUCCCACCAUGUUGUAUGUGCCAAAUCCCGAGGCGGCUGGCCAGCAGCCGGCCAAGGCGCAGGCACGCGCGCGCGCCAAUCGCAUGCGCAUGCACGAGUGGCCAGAUGUGCCGGAUGUGGGGAAGAUUGACGAGAAGAAUCCUGAGCUUCUGGCACAGAAGAUUCUCGCCACGGGUAGGAAGAUUGAGGCGGGCAAGUUGAGCACCGGCGCCAAAGGGCAGAAGCCGCCGAAGGACAAGCAGCAGAAGGGAAAAUUGGGCGACAGUGAAUUGAUGCCGGCGCCAGUGUAUGCCAAACCGACGCCGUCACCACAGAAGCCAGCCGCCGCCACUGCCAUUCCCACGCUGAAGAUCCACGAGUCGCCGAAGGUGGUGAACUUCGAGGAUCGCCUGAAGAGCAUCAUCACGUCGGUGCUGAAUGAGGAUCAGGAGCUGAGGCGAUCGCAGCAGAUGGCGCAGCAGGUGGCUGCGCAGCCCAAGAUGCCCGCCACGUCCAGUAGUGUCAUCCUCACGGCGCAGGAGCCGGAGAUGCCGCAGGCGUCCUCCUCCUCGCACGAUGUCAUCCCAGUGGCGGACUUGAUUCAGGAGUCGGGCAAAUUCACGGCCUUUCAGGGGCAGCAGAUGAGGAAGACGGCCGCGGAGUCCUUCUCAACGGCCUAUCAGGUGUAUCUGAGUCAGCAGCAGCAGCAGCAGCAGCAUCACCAGCAACACCAGCACCAGCACGAGUCCGCGAUGGAAUCUGGGCGCUUCGAUGAGCGAAUGACGCCUGAGCAGAUGGCUCAGUUGGAUCCGUCAAAGAUGCGCGCCAGCUUCUCGCCGGGCAUGAGAAUGCCUCAGCACCAUCGCGGCGCUGUCUAUCCUGCCAUGCAGCCGGACUACACGCAAGUGUCGCCGGCGAAGAUCGCCCUGCGCCGGCAUCUGAAUCAGGAGCGCUCGGCGCAGCAGUCGCCGGUGAAUCUCCAUCGGGCGACGAAGACGAUUGGGGACCUGGUGAAUGGGGAGAUCGAGAGGACGCUGGAGAUCUCCAAUCAGUGCAUCAUCAAUGCUGCUGUGAAUAUGAGUGGGAUUACGACGGAGCAGGAGGCGCACCUGAAGGAGCGUCAGGUGGCGACGAAGAAGGACUUUGGCCAGAGGAAGCUGACCUACAGCACUGCCGAGGUGUCGAGUGGUGGCCAGGCUGGUGAUCAUGCGGCUGUCGUCCAUCCGCCGCUUGAGGGUCUGGCGGCGUCACUCCAGGCGCGCGUGAUUGCGUCGCUGCAGAUCAAGCAGGAGAGUGAUCAUGUGCAACAUCCGGCGCCAGUGAGAGAUCUGCACGAUGUGCAUCCGAUGGAUCUGCAGCCCAUUCAGAUCAAGCAGGAGGACGUGAAGCAGGACUCGAUGGCGUUCUUCCAGGGACAGGGAAGGAGCAUUGGCGAUCAGGCGCCGCCGUACAUCAAUUGCGACCGACAAUCGGCUUCGCUGGACUCCACAAUCAGUCCGGACACGAAUUAUGGGCCGAUGGAUGAGAAGCAGAACAGGCGCAGGCAGGAUGAGGAGUAUCUCGACGAUGAGAGUCAUUGGCAAGAUCGUGUUCGGUGUGGAUUUGAUAAAUUGGUGGCUUUCGCCUCGAUAGAGCUGGACAAGACGCGCCGAUCCAUUGAGGAGGCUUCUCUGCCCAGCAGCAAGGACGCUUCGCCGCACUAUGGAGACGCUAAGAGUCACCAUGCGCCACAAAUGGCGCCCGUUCAGGCGUCCUCGACAUCUUCGCUGUCCGUGACGACGACAGAAUCCGUGGCCACGUGCGACAUCUCGCCGAACUUCACGGAAGAGAUGCUGCCGCACACGCCCAGUCCCAGUCUCACGCCGCCGCCGCACAGUGGACUGCAGCAGCAGCUGAACAUCCCGCUCAAGUAUCAGCGGCAGUCGCGCACGGAGAAGCACUACAAGAAGAAGUUCCGCGAGCGCAAGUGGGAAUUCGGGAUUGAGGGCGAUGCCGCGGUGCAGGGUGAGGACGCGAGCUCGUCCAAGCAGCACAAGUCCAAAUUCAGGCCGAAGGGGAAGGAUUGGCACUGGGCGGCGGAGGCGGGUGGCCCCAGUGGCGCUCCGGACAACUGAAGGAGAGGAAGGAAGGCGCUUAGUAGACCAUUUGGAGAACACUCGUUGUCACGUUGUCAUAUGUAGAUUAAGACUUACAAUUACACCCUUCAUGGAUAAUACACUACUUAUGUAACACUGCCGAUGUAGCAAAUAGAAGAAUAAUAAAAGAAAUUUCCUCAUUA